AUGGAUUUGGACGAACCGGAACCCGCCUUUGGAUCUGGUUUACCUCCCGCUUUAGUAUCUUUAACCCCAUUUUCCUACUCAGUUUCCCCCUCUCCACGCCGGCUUUCCAGCUGUUUUAUGCAGCCCCAUGUGCCCGUUAAAGCCAGAAAGCAGCUUGCUUGGGUGUCCCUCCAGGGUCGGCUUGUUGGAGCCGAUGAAGCCACCUCGGCUAAGACCGUCGAUAAAAAUGGUGUAUUGGGUCCUAAAGAAGCUGUAGCUUGGGAGCUGUUUAGCCCCAUUCAAAGGGUUCUUCUUGUGGCUGUUGUUGCGGUUGCAGCCGCGAAUUCGAAGAAAAAUAAACAGAUUUCAAAGCUGAAAAAAUCUGUUGAACUCAGGGACCAGGUGCUCUUAAGCAUGCAACAGAAACUGGACACUCUGUGUGAGCAAGUGAAUCAUUUCAAGGAUCAGCCUGAAGUUGCGUUACCAAGCAGCACCAUAGUCGACAAGACAGUGGACUAUGGUUGUAAGCUGUGUGAACAACGCAAGCAUCAAUUUUUGGUUGAUUCAGUAGAAAAAGGACUGAAUGAGGAUGAGGUGUUCAAGUAUAAAAUCCCACUUGUUAAAGAGGCUGAACCAGAAGAGCGUCGCAUGUCUGAUUGGUCGGAUUGGGCUCCUAGUGUCACUUCUUCUGUUGACAUCCAGUUGGACACUUUAGCAGUUGAACAAGAACUCAGUAACUUGAGAAAGGAUUGUGAAGAGAAGGAUGCCACCAUAAAGGAAUUGUCCACUUUUCUUCAGUCAUCUGAAGUAAAUAGUUCAAAGAGGAUCUCAGAGUUGGAAGACAUGAUCCGUAGAAAGAAUAUGAUUAUAAACAAGCUUCGGAAGGACAUGUUGAUUCUAGAACAGAAGGUGGUUAGUCUCACAAGGCUUCGAAGACCUUCGUUCUUUGCUCAGAGUUCAAAUACGAGGCAACUGCCUGUAAUGGCUGAUAAUGUCAUUUAUGACAUGGACAGCACUACUAGCCCUUCAUCUUCCGAUUCGGACACUUCUUCUAGGAACAGAGUGCAAUCUCCUGCAGUCAGAAGUGCUGAAAUCUCAGUUUAUAAUAAUGAGAAAGCUUCAAUCAGAGACCAGAAAAAUGAACAGGCUAAGAUCCGCACUAGUAUAUUGAAAAGAACAGAGCUGCAGCAUCUGAGGUCCGGUUCCAGUAGUCCUUUAAAAGAGAAGUCACUGAAUCAGACACCUAAUACAGUUCCUGCUUUGAAACCAAAGCACGCAUCAUCUUUCAGUGGAGAAAAUCGAAUCAGGAGACGACCUCUGGUCAAAUCUAAUGAAGUAGCUGCACAUAAGAGAUGGUUUUAG
This is a messenger RNA of Fraxinus pennsylvanica, 1341 nucleotides long. NCBI's taxonomy places the organism in Eukaryota, Viridiplantae, Streptophyta, Magnoliopsida, Lamiales, Oleaceae. The record is from the annotation of a GenBank genome assembly.